CUAACAAGAAUACGGACUUCACUAAUAAUGCAGAUUAGGUGUAAAAUUUUGAGUUAGUGGAGCAUGAUUUGUUUGUGACGUUUAAGAAAAAUAAAGUAUUUAAAAAAUAGAUAUGUGAUCACAUUUUGCGUGUGCAUGUUUGUACCCAACACCUACGAAAGAUGAAAUAGCUGUAGUAAGUCCUCCUGCUUAUAAUGUCAUGAAAGCUGUCAUAUGAUGGAGAGGGUGCACAAACUACAUGAAGUGCGCCCAUCUCUCAGCCAGAUCACACACACAGAGUUCCAUCAUGGCCACAGCCGUCGAUAUCUACGAUGUUUUGUAGCAUGUUUCGUGUUCUUAUUCUUUCUGUUAAUGCUGUAUGUCCCAGCAUAUCAUCAGACUCGUACACGCGAAGACCAAAUACACAUUGUAAACAUUCCGGGCUGGUCUCUAAAUACAAGCAGAGAUUUGAAGCUGUAUGUGCUGCCAGAGAAUUUGACAGCAAUUAUUCCUCAGCCAGAUAUAUGUAGUGAAAAGCUAUUCCUCCUCAUUGUUGUGUGCUCAGCUGUUGGUAACUUUGAAGCUCGAUCAGCAAUCAGGCAGACAUGGGCAUCUGCACCUGUUGUUACUGAAAAAGCUAGUGCUAUAAGAGUAGCAUUCCUACUGGGUGAAUCGGAAAACAAUACUCUGCAGGAACAAGUUGAGGAAGAGAGCUUUAAACACAGUGAUAUAAUCCAAGAAGGCUUUUUGGACACAUACAACAACUUGACUUUAAAAAGUGUCAUGUUACUGAAAUGGACUGUUACAAACUGCCCGUCUGUUCGUUACAUUAUGAAAACAGAUGAUGAUAUGUUCGUCAAUAUUGAAAGCCUUGUACGCUUGCUUCGUUCUAAAGGUUCAACUGGUUUGUUGAUUGGUGCUCUUAUUUGUGGUGCACAUCCAAUAUCGGAUUCGCAUAGUAAGUGGUAUGCUCCGAGAUAUAUGUAUCCUGGAAGAGUUUACCCAAAUUACCUGUCAGGCACAGGAUACGUAAUGUCAAAUGAUGUUAUGAAACGACUGUACAAAGCCGCUCUGCAGACGCCACUCUUCCAUUUGGAGGAUGUAUAUGUGACAGGACUGUGUUCCAAAGCAGCAGGCAUACGUCCACGUGAUCAUCCAGCUUUCACAUAUGCACGUCGUCGAAUUGAUCCUUGCUUGUUGCGUGAUCGUUCAGUUAUCACCAGCCAUCGCAUGGAUAGUGCUCAGCUUCGGAAGAUUUGGCCUCGCAUCCGGGAUCCAAAUCUUGAUUGCUCAAGUUUCACUGCAUCGCAGAAACCAAGUUCCAGACCCAACAAGAAAACAGCAAAAGUGAGGCGUCCAGUAAAUAAAUGUGUUUAAUUACCUGUAUAUGUGGACAUGAUUAGUCAGGAAAUGUCUUGGUUGUGAUACUGCUGAAUUGGUGUGAACAUGUGUGUUUAUUUUGUGUGUGUGCUAUCUUUUUUGUCAUGCUACCAUUAGGAUUAUUUGCGAAAUUUCUCUUCACGUUUCAGUGAUUUAUUUGAUUUUAAACAAAACAGAAAAUUGUUGGCUGUAUAUGUUACAGAACACUAAGUUUUUUAAAGUAUGAGAUUACAUAUUUUUUAUGCGAAAACCUAAGGUACUCAGUCAUAAGCUCUCCAGUACUGUAGGAAGCUGAUUGAGGGAUUUUGUCAGAUUUGUAAAUCAGUUUGCACAAAUAUUUUGGUCCCAGCAAAUGAUAGGGACAAAUAGUAUUAGUCCACUGUUUCUGUUGCAUUUUGGACACCAUUGCCUGAACUAGUCGUACAAAGUAUGAAAUAAUGGAUGCAUUGACGAUGUGUAACCAAGCAAACAUUUUAUAGUAUUUAUGCAUUCAUAUUUUUUUACAGGAAGACAUUGAGCAUUGCAGUGAAAUGAAGUGAGACUGGUUGGAAUUAAAAUUUUGUGAAAGAAAGAAAUGAUCAAUUGAUGCUUCAGUCUGCCAUACACUCUGAGAGUAAUUUACCAAAUUAAAUUUCAUAUCAGAUUUACUAUUUAGCUAACAGUACCAUAUUAUUGUUGUGGUUGUUUUCUUAAAUCUUUUAUAUUUGACCUAAGCUCAAGCAACUGGCAAUCACAACAUAAAAAGUUAUUCUCUAACAUUUGAUUUUGCAAUUAUUUAUUUAUUUAUUUAUUGCUAUUUUAGGCUUCUGUUGUUUUUUUUCCCUGCAUAUCAGUGAUUUAAAAAAAACCUCAGAUAUUAAAAGUAAGGUGACAAAAAAUGAGAGUUUCAGAAGUCUUAAGAAAGAUAACAUGAAAAUUUUUGGAAUGUGGUACUGUAGAGCACCACUUUUAUUUUUAGAAAAAGGGUGUAUGGCAAAUUUGUGGGACUAUUGCUUUUUUCUUUCAUUGUACUCUGACAAUAUUGUUUGCUAAUUGUGUUCCAUAAAAAUAGAGUUGUGAAUAUACAAAUGCAACAGUAUUACUAUUCCGUUGUUCCUAAGUAUCAUAGUCAAUAAUUUUUAAAUUAACUGUGGCAGUUUGAACACAACUACGAGUGUUCCUUGUAUACAUUUUAAUGCAAGUAAUUUAAAAAAAUCUCCUUCGUGUUGCAACUGCGAAGUUGAAUGAUUCUCUUUGUUAUUUUUCUGGUUUCUUUUUCAUGUACUGAUAUUUGCAAUUUCAUCUCUUACCUUUGUGAAUAUAUCUCUGUGAAUCAGCUGCCUUGCAGAACUCGUAUAAUAAUAAUAAUAAUAAUAAUAAUAAUAAUAAUAAAAGUGUUGACCUUUUAGUGGUUGUGCAUUUAGGAAAAUCUUCAUAUUUCAAAAUUUACAUAAUUAUUUUGUUAUGCUCAUCGCUAAAAUUGUCAGCAGCUGUAUAUUACUGCUCGACAGUUUUCUUGGAAUUAUUUUUGCUAUAGUGUGUAUUUAGUGAAUUGUGGAGAACUUGGUAAUAAACAUAUCGGAAAAGUGUUGAUCUAGUACAUUAAAAAAGUUUAAUAUAUAAAUGAAUCCAAGAAUAAGAUCAUUUAUUAGGCUGUUACAAUACCUUACAUUCUGAUUUUUGACAUUCAGUGAUCAGGUGCUAAAUGUACACUAUUUCUGACAAUGAACCACCAGAUUUUGUAAAUACCCAUCUUGAGUGAGUGUCCAGUUAGCUUUGUAAAUGUAUUGUUCUCUUGCCAUUAUGUUGUUUAUCAAUUCAGUUAUAGUAAGACGCUGUAUUUCAAGAGUUCUGAGUUUCUUUGAUUUCUGUUUAACUGAAAUGUUCAGUGGUUGCGUCAGUGGUAAUUUAUAUAGUCUUUAUAGUGAACCUAGAGUUUUGUUACCAAUAUUCUUACUACUGUCUAAAUUGCUUUUGUAUAUUAAUACUGUAAACUACCUAGAAGAUGUUAUUGAAUUUACUGUAAGUUAUUGUAUCGGACUGGUGCUUGUGUGUGCUGGCGCACAUUGCCUUUUUUCCCCUCUGUUUUUUUAAUAUGGUGAAAGACAUCAACUCUUAAUUGGGGGUGGGGCAGGGUACUGUUGUUUUUAUUGAGUCUAGUUUAUGUGUGUUUAAGAAGGAAAAGAUGUUUUAGCGGGCAUUUCAACAUCAUAUUGCUUAUCCAAAUCAGUUACUUUUUUUAUUAGAGUUUAAAAUAAGUCUUGCUUUUUCUGUAUUUCCCUUCAAUAGUUUACUGCUCUUUGGUGUAUCAGAUAUUUUGCUCUUUGAUACAUUCAUUUUAUUUUUAUUCUUCACAAAAUGUAACUAAUGCUUCUGUAAACCUGAUUAUUUUAUACUGAUUGCUAAUACUGAAAAAUUUAUAUACCAAUUUCUCUGAAUGCAUUGAUUGAAUAUAUUUUCAUCUACAUUAUCAACAAAAAAAUUGUGAAGCUUCAUCAUGUGUGACCGACUGAUGGGAGUGCUAAAGAAUACUCAUAUUUAAUAAUUUUUUAAAAUAUUGUGCAGAAACAGUUAAUUUGUAGUAGAAUUGCACAACCCCAGCAACAUGUCAAUUGUGACUGCACAUUGACAUUAACGAAACUUGGUGCUGUGCUUUCACUUAGUUCUGAUGACACCUUUGAUUGUCAGGAGCUGAGUAGUAACUCUGUAGGUACAUGACCAUUCACAUUUCUCUUUUUACCUCAUACUGAAAGCUUCAUAGUCAAUUCAGUAGUCAGUCACAAAUAAUGAGAUAUAUUUUUGAAUAUGUGCAAUAAUAAAAACUUCAACUGUUUUUAUUACAGUAUAAUUUACUUGUGUGUGCCCACAAAUGGUGUAACUAGUUUGUGAGUGAAAUGUGGAUUGCUGAAAUUAUCAGGAGCUUUAGCUUGGUCCCUGUCUCUUCAGAGUGAUUGACGUGUGCUAGUAAUUUAGAUAUUGUUUUUUAAGGUGAUGUGCCAUAGGUGUGUGUGUGUGUGUGUGUGUGUGUGUGUGUGUGUGUGCGAGAGAGAGAGAGAGAGAGAGAGAGAGAGAGAACAGGGUAUCAUGCCAUCGCCAGCAGCCCCCAGGUUUUAGUAAUUUUAAUCCAUUAUUUUAUUUAUCAGAUCAUAUCUGCAUAUAAUAUAUUUUCAAACCAAUAGUUUUGGUUAAUAGGAAUGCCAAAAUAUUUCUCAGGCCAUAGUUCAGAGACAGAUCUUCAUGGUGCUAUAUUGUUCUUAUAUUUCAGCUGGAUCAGUAGUAAAAAUUUGCUUGCUUUAAGUUUACAAAUUUCAACUACUUUGAGUUGGAGGAUAAACAGUGAACUGUCCGAGAGUAAUGUAAAUAUUGGACUUGUAUUGUUGUUUCUCUUUUUCAUCGUUGAGAAUGCAUUUUUUCUUAGAAAUAAUGUUCUUGUAGGUGCUUCAUUUGCCCAUCCAUGUUUAAAAGAAUUGUGGCUAAUAUAUUUACAAUAGUAGUUCAUGUCACAUUAAAUUUCCAUAAUGUCGCUGAUGGAAGAGCAUUAAGAUUAGAGAGACACUGAUUUAUGUGUAUGUGGUCAUUUUACCUCUUCCUUUGGUUAGACCUCACUUUGUGUGUGUGUGUGUGUGUGUGUGUGUGUGUGUGUGUGUGUGUGUUUCAGCACCUUGCAUAUGCAUGUGCCCGCACUUGGCUGUGCAAAUUCGUGUAGCUUGCACAUGUAACUGAUACAAAUGUGGCAGAAUGAAAUUAGAGAGGCACAUUUUUCGAACAGG
Schistocerca serialis cubense is the source of this 5108-nucleotide messenger RNA. RefSeq names its product beta-1,3-galactosyltransferase 1-like. The record is from RefSeq and is a predicted model, not a curated record. The transcript has 5 exons. The coding region runs from base 214 to 1356 and encodes 380 amino acids. Lineage: Eukaryota; Metazoa; Arthropoda; Insecta; Orthoptera; Acrididae. Gene Ontology annotation, molecular function: hexosyltransferase activity. Gene Ontology annotation, cellular component: membrane.